AUGGUUCUCCCAGUUCUCAAAAAAGCCGCCCUCCUGGUGGCUGUAGCUGCCUCCAGCGUCAUCGCAGAGAAUCAUUUCCCCGACUCAACAACCUGCGACGAAAAAUGCCAGAACACGACUUUCAACGCUGCCCAAUGGAUCUCGGAGCAGCAGUCUGAUCCAACCUUUGAAUUCUACAAGGCCCCCUCCAAGGUCUCAGCCGAUCUUGGCCCUGGUGUUGUUCUUGAGGCCGAGGAGGUCACGGAUCUCACCAACUAUCUCGUUCCCAGUGGCUUGACCAUGUCUAGAGUCAUCUACACCACCGAAGAUAUCAAUGGCAAAAUUGUUCCGGCUUCUGCCUAUGUUCUAUGGCCUUACAGCCCCUACUCUGCAAACCCCAACUUGAAGAAGCAGCCCAUGCCCAUGGUGGCCUGGGCCCACGGCACCACAGGCACCUUCAAACCGUGUGCGCCCAGCAGCUACCGAGCACUUCAAUAUCACUUUCAGGCUCCCUUUGCUUUAGCACUCCAAGGAAUUGCUGUUGUAGCUCCGGACUAUGCUGGUCUGGGCGUCUCUGAGCUGCCCAAUGGAGACACUAUCCCCCAUCCUUGGGUAGCCGCUCCGGCUCACGCCAAUGAUCUUGCCAAUGCUGUUACGGCAGCUCGAUCAGCAUUUUCUGACUUGUUGGACCCUAAGGGACCUUUUGUUGCGAUGGGACACUCUCAGGGUGGUGGCGCUGCUUGGGCAUUUGCUGAACGACAAGCCAAGAAGCCUCUCAAGGGCUAUCAAGGCACAGUAGCCAUCGCCCCAGUCACCAGGAUCCUUGAAGACCUCGCCUACUUCGAUGACAACGGCAUCGUAGCAGCCGUCACCUUCGGCCAAACUGCGCUCAUCGACUCCGUCAGCAAAAUUUACCCCGAGUACAACUACACCGGGCUGACCCCCAAGUCCUACGAUCGCUGGCACAACGUCCUUGCCAAGGUCGACGGCUGCUUUCCUCUCCUUCCUCUGGUCUUUGGUGAUCUUAAGCCAGAGGAGGUGGCUCAGCCAAAGUGGUACGAGGACGACAUCCCUAAGAAAUGGGCCAAGGCAGUCGAAGCUGGACGCAAGCAAUUCGCAGGACCGCUCCUUGUCCUGAACGGAGCUAAUGACAGCGUCGUCCGUCAAGAAGGUGUCAAAGCGGCCGUCGAUGACACCUGCAAUCUGAUCCAAAAGUCGAGACUCAAGGAUAGCAUCGAGCACGUCACCUAUAAUGCCAUGGAUCACUUCCCUGUUAUCCAGGCUAGUCAGAUGAAGUGGAUGGGAUGGAUCAAGGAUAGGCUUUCUGGCAAGACAGUUGAGAAGAGAGGCUGUACUUCAGAGGUUGUUCCGGGCCUGAGGACGGAGUCUACUGUUCAGACGUCGACCCCAAACUUCUUCCUGUCCUUUUUCGGUCAGGACGAAGCCUGGAAGUACGGCCUUUAA
Messenger RNA from Fusarium keratoplasticum, 1443 nucleotides. Its product is annotated as AB hydrolase-1 domain-containing protein. The coding region runs from base 1 to 1443 and encodes 480 amino acids. The transcript has 2 exons. Gene Ontology annotation, molecular function: triacylglycerol lipase activity. Lineage: Eukaryota; Fungi; Ascomycota; Sordariomycetes; Hypocreales; Nectriaceae. The record is from RefSeq and is a predicted model, not a curated record. Gene Ontology annotation, biological process: lipid catabolic process.